Molecule: messenger RNA, 609 nt
Organism: Ictidomys tridecemlineatus (thirteen-lined ground squirrel)
Lineage: Eukaryota; Metazoa; Chordata; Mammalia; Rodentia; Sciuridae
Source: RefSeq, a predicted model, not a curated record
AUGGCCUUUCUCUCAAAAUAUCCCACUGUACUGUGCUCACCCUGUACUGUGACCACCAGCACCACUCUGUGCUACGGCUUCCUGCUCAUGCUCAAGUACCCUCACGUGGCAGAAAGAGUCAAAGAGGAGAUUGCACAGGUGAUUGGCUCACACAGGCCACCUGCCCUCGAUGAUCACUCCAAAAUGCCAUACACGGAGGCAGUCAUCCACGAGAUUCAGAGAUUUGGAGAUCUCCUCCCCAUUGGUGUGCCCCACAUAGUCACUAAAGACACUGUCUUCCGAGGGUACCUCAUCCCCAAGAACACUGAAGUGUACCCCAUCCUGAGCUCUGCUCUCCACGACCCGCAUUACUUUAAAGAACCAGACACCUUCAACCCUGACCACUUUCUGGAUGCCAACGGGGCCCUGAAGAAGAAUGAAGCUUUUAUCCCCUUCUCGGCAGAAGAGGGAGUGAAAGGAAGAACCUGGAGACAGCCACCCUGCACAUCUGCAGGCCUUACAGAGACAGGGGCUCGGAGAUGCACAAACCCAGCCGGCUCACAGGAACGCACAGGGACGCACAUCACCACCAACCCCACGACUCAAACGCAACCACCUUUUCACAUGUGA